This is a messenger RNA of Peniophora sp. CBMAI 1063, 2097 nucleotides long. NCBI's taxonomy places the organism in Eukaryota, Fungi, Basidiomycota, Agaricomycetes, Russulales, Peniophoraceae. The record is from the annotation of a GenBank genome assembly.
AUGGCGUCGGAUAGUGUCGAAUCGCCCAACGCCGUGCCAUCGUUUGCCGAUAGCGUCACGGCACAUUGGUCGAGAGCGUAUCAACCGCGCGUGGAAUUCUAUAGGUCUAUCCUAAACAACCAGCAUAGCUCGAGGAAGGCUCCAUCUGAAGCUCUGAGGCAGAUGCGCGAAGAAUCGAUUAUCAUCAAGGCGCAGCAUGCUCUUCUACACGAGUGUCAUAAUGCGCUACUUCCCGUGUCGAGGCUCGCCCCGGAGUUGCUAUCACACGUCUUUCACUUCCUCGCUCAAGACCUACCUCUCGUGCCAGAUGAAGCAGAGAAACUGGAUCGCGCAAUAUAUAUGCGGCGACGUGAGAGAAACGCGAACUCUCAUCCCCUACGCAGAUCCUGGACAAAAGUCCUCUUCGUCUCACGACACUUUCGGCGCACGGCGCUCGGCGAUCCAUCCCUUUGGCCCACCAUUACAACAGCUCUAGGGCAAGAGUGGAUGGCCAAGCUCAUAGAUUUCAGCGGAUCAUCCCUUGUUACUUUUCACCUCGGUGCACGUUAUGACGGCAUGAAGAAGGCUACAAAAGCUGCGCUGCUCAAAACCAUCAGUCGAGUUCGUGGUCUGCAAAUCACAAGCGAUUCUAAAGGGCUCCGUGCUCUCAGACUAUCAUCUAUCGAACUACCAGAGCUUCACCAGAUCCGCUUUCACAUGGAGGCCGACGAGGAAGACGCCAAUACGGAUAGCGAAGAUACGGUGCCAACAUGGGACCCUACUGCCCUCGCUCAAGUGAAUGCACCGGCUCUCCGAAAGCUCUCGAUCCAUGGCUUUGGCGACUUCCCUUGGGCAUCCAACCUUCUUCAACACCACCUUACUACGCUGCACAUUGGCAUCGACCUCGAACCGUCCUAUGAUCACGUCGAGUUCCCCUCUCUCAGAGCAAUGCUCUCCGCGUUAUCUAGGCUCUCCAGUCUCACGACGCUGUCUCUGAAGCGAUGCAAAGUGAAAGUGAUUGAAUCCGCAUUGGCGGUCGCCUGUCUGCCGCUUUUGCGCACACUUCGGCUUGAAGAUUGCUCUUACAUGCUCGUCGCAUACACGUUCGCCCACCUUCAGGUCCCACAGGAGGCGAAGCUUUACUUUUCUACGGACAUCAAUCGGUUCAACGAUCGGACAAGCCCCCACAUGGCGCAUAACCUCCAGAUGUCCCAAUCGUUCUUCAGAACUCUCCAAGAACACCUCGCUACCCCGUUUUGGCAAGAUCUGCGCACCGUCGAGCUCAUGACCAUGCCUGAGGCGUAUCCGGAGAUGUACUCUACGGAUGAUUCGGUCGAGAAGGACGACUACAGCGACUACGACGAUAUCGACAAGCAAUGCUUUGUCAUGAACGCGUGGAGGCAGGACGACUCACGCAUUGUCUGCGCUGAUUGCGAGCGUGUACCGCGGCGAAAGAAGGGUUACUUCGAUACACCCUUUGACUACGUACGCUACGAAAGACCGGAGCCGGAUCUCACCAUCUCGAUCUAUCACGGCCGGGAGUCCUUCAAGUUCGCCGACGAGUGCCUGCGUCUCUUUGAACACUCUCCUUCCGUCAGGACGCUGUCGUUGCGUCCGGACCACAAGACCUGGACGCUCGGAGGCUGGCCAAAGUCGCUCGACAGUUUCACAAACGUGUCCUUCCUUAGGGUGGACGGUGUCCUCGGACAAGUCAUUCUUCAAAGGCUGUAUGAAAGGGGAAUAGCUUCGCAAGGGACGGGCGGAUCCGGCGCGAAGCCGCCACAGGUUCUUCCUCGGCUGAAAAGUCUAGCUCUAUUGCGCGAUGGGGAGCAUGUACGGUGGCGAACGCGUCCCGACAUUCCGGGCUUUGGUGACCGCCUACAGUUGUUGGCGGCGGUCUGGAAGCUUCGCGCUGAGAGCGGAGCGUCACUUCAGGAGGUCGCCCUUGACGAGCGACGCUGUGCACUAUCGCACUUUCAGUCCCUCCGCAAGACGGUGAACAUCCGCGCCAUUCACUUGUGGGACUUUGGAUCUUACGAGCCGAUACUUAGCGAAGAGGAGGACGAAGAAAGCGAAGAAGAGGAUGAGGAUGAUUACGAUGGACAUACGUACUUCUAG